Messenger RNA from Amoebophrya sp. A120, 1374 nucleotides. Lineage: Eukaryota; Dinophyceae; Syndiniales; Amoebophryaceae. The record is from the annotation of a GenBank genome assembly.
AUGCGCGAAGUCGGGAGGAUCGGGGUCCAGUCCGACAUCUCUUUCCUGGAAAGCCUUCAAGACGUCAUGCCGCAAGUCAGAAACGCGGAGCAAGAAAAGGCAAGCAUUGAUCUACGAGAGCAUCCCGCGAAAUGGCGACACCGCGACGUGGUGGUAAUUUUAGGCAGCAUGCCGGGUCACAUCACUGAUCCAACGGAGCUCGCGCACUCUCUGCGUGAAUCAUUGGGGGCGCGAACCAUUCGCCUCGUCAGUCUUUUCGGAGCGGAGAAGCAGGAGAGCACAUCCGCAGCAAGUAUCGACGCUGCUUCGUCGAAAGGUACGAAAAGCAGGACAAAAUCUUCGGCCAGUUCCUUCGUACGCGACGACGAUGAUGUGGAGCCCAUUUGCCUUUUUCCGCACUUCAAGCUCCCAAAACAGCGACCGUCGGUGGCGCACGAAGAGUUAGAGCUGGAGAUUUUGAAUUGGACCUGGCGAGCGCACUUGUGCCUGACGAGCAUCGCGACACAACAAGACCAGGAGAUCGCCGGUGCUCUCACAUCACAUACAAAAGGCGCUGACCACAACUACCACAAAGCAGACUUCUCGAAAGUGAUUUUCUCCGAAGCGGAGCUGCAAACGGCCUCGAGAAGCCUCGCGGCGAAGGUGACGCAAAGAAUCGCAGACAAGAAGAAGAGCGGCGAGAUUGCGGUGCUGAAUGCAAAGAGACCGGUUCUCGUGUGUGUCCUCCGCGCCGGCUUCUUCGUGCACGCAGACGUGCUGCGGAUUGUGUUGUUCGAGGAGAAAAAAAUGCUGGAGCCUGAUUGGGUCCGCGUGAGCACCUACAACAAGCAAUCCAUCACCGCGGGAAUCGAAGGGUCGCAUUCCGCGUUCCUGAUGGACCUGCAGACGAACGUAGCUGGUCGCGAUGUGAUCCUGCUCGACGACUCCGUGGGUCGCGGGCGGAGCAUGCGGUUACUGUGCGAACUUCUCGGAAAACGCGGGGUUUCGUCCAUUACCUGUGCCGCGUUGCUGACUCCCCGAGCGGAGGACAUGAGGCUGAUCGGAAAUACGGCGGCACUUCAGAAUAAAAACACAGUCCUUCUGGGUUAUCCGACCCCGGAGCUCCCACUCUACGCCCACGCGCUGCCGGAAGACUUGGGUGCAGAUCCGUUUUCAAAGAUCGGGGGCUACGGAAACGAUGCGGUCACGAAAUACCGACUUCUGCCGUUCAUAGGCGUGUUGCACGAACACAAAAGGGACGCGAUCUGGGCAGAGGACACUUUAUUCGGCGGGAUCGACUAUCGAAUGUUCGCACACCCGCAAUCGCCCGAGUUUCUGCAGCUGCAUGACAUUCAGCGCAAGACGAUGGCGAAACAUUCAACUUCGAAAUUGUAG